Molecule: messenger RNA, 1365 nt
Organism: Aegilops tauschii subsp. strangulata
Lineage: Eukaryota; Viridiplantae; Streptophyta; Magnoliopsida; Poales; Poaceae
Product: phosphoglycerate mutase-like protein 1
Cellular component (GO): cytoplasm
Molecular function (GO): phosphatase activity
Source: RefSeq, a predicted model, not a curated record
CCCCGGGCUCCCACCCCCUCCUCUUCCCGGCAGCACUUGACCUUCUCCUCCACCAUUCCGCCGCAGCGCAGCGCCAGAUCUCGACCGCGUGUUCUGGCAAUAUUAGAGAAAGGGAAUGGAGUUUGCUAGGGGAUUAGGCAUGGAGGUGGUUGGCUUUUAGUCUUACACCCAUGUUUGGUGUGCGGCGAGAGUUACUAGUGGGAAUUUGAGAGCAAGUUUCAUCCCACCUCAACUAACAGGGGGGAGACCGGAAAUGGAGGCGAGCACCGUGGCAGCUCUGUAUCCCGCGCACCGAUGCAAAACCGUAUACCUGGUGAGGCAUGCCCAGGGUUUCCACAACGCGGCAGAAGAGUCGGAUAUUAUAGACCACACUUCACCUGCGCUGCUUGAUGCUCAACUUACCCCUUUGGGCUGGAGCCAAGUUGAUUGCCUGCGAGAGCAUGUGACGAAAUCUGGACUAGCAAAAAAGAUUGAGUUGGUUAUUGUUUCCCCUCUAAUGAGGACUAUGCAAACUGCAGUGGGGGUCUUUGGUGGUGGGAACUAUACUGAUGGAGUAAGUGCACCCCCUUUAAUGGUAGAAGGUGCAGAAAACAGUGGACGUCAGCCGAUUUCAAGUUUGAACUGCCCACCGUUUCUUGCAGUUGAGGCCUGCAGGGAGAAGUUGAGUGUUCUUACUUCUGACAAGAGGAGCAGCAUAACAAGAUACCGUACUCUCUUUCCUGCCAUUGAUUUUUCCUUGAUAAAGAAUGAUGAAGAUGUUCUUUGGGGACCCGAUGUCAUAGAAACAGAUGAGUCUGUUGUUGCCAGGGGCAUGAAUUUGUUUGACUGGUUAUGGACAAGGGAGGAGAAAGAGAUAGCUAUUGUCACCCAUUGUGGUUUCUUGUAUCACACCCUGAACACGUAUGGUAAAGGGUGUCAUCCAACCGUAGCAGAGGAACUGGGCAAGGUCUUCGCCAACUGUGAGCUCCGGUCGAUGGUGUUGGUCGACAGAAGUAAGCUUGGAUCGGAUACCUCUAGAUACAAUUUCGCUGGGAAGAUACCGGCCGGGCUCGAUAUGCCAAGCGAUGUCGCAGACAAGAAGCAGGCUGAAGAAGCUAGCAAGAAUUGAGACUACCGAGCAGAUGUAUGUCUUUGAUUCUUUUAUCAAACCAUGGUUCUGGCUGACAAUGGCCAAGUUUAAAUUGCAUGCCUGAAAUCGAAGAAUAGACAAGCGGAUAGGACUCACCAUCUGUCUCCGGAGUGUAUGAUCUACAUGAUUCGUAUGUUUGUUAUCUCAUCUGAUUCGUUGUCUGAACACGCACCCAAAAAUUCAUGGGAAUAAGGAUGGUCUAUACACGUACCCCUCUUUGGAGAACGAGGGCAAUA